Marmota monax (woodchuck) is the source of this 3908-nucleotide messenger RNA. RefSeq names its product solute carrier family 8 member A2 (gene Slc8a2). The record is from RefSeq and is a predicted model, not a curated record. The transcript is spliced from 11 exons. Gene Ontology annotation, biological process: sodium ion transmembrane transport; cell communication; calcium ion import across plasma membrane. Gene Ontology annotation, cellular component: postsynapse; axon; sarcolemma. Bases 355 to 3267 code for a protein of 970 amino acids. NCBI's taxonomy places the organism in Eukaryota, Metazoa, Chordata, Mammalia, Rodentia, Sciuridae. Gene Ontology annotation, molecular function: calcium:sodium antiporter activity.
UCCCCCAGAGGAGCCAGCUCCCAGCCCAUGGUAUGUGGGUGUGAGUUGGGGGCAGGCUGUGGGUUAGACUCCCAGAGGAACUUUUUAGACAGAAUUGGAAGUUACUGGGAGACUUAAGGCUGAUGGCAGAGAGAGGGGUCUGAGAGGGUGGAGGCUCAGAUGACACCUCCCUCCCUCCCUCUCUCCCUCUCUCCUCCAUUUAUAGGCACUGGGUUACCAUGGCAACGUGAGGGUGGGGCAGAGGCGCUCAGACUCUGAGCCCCUCUUGGAGAGAGCCUGGGAGCCACAGAGUUGGUGCUGGGUGACUUUGGGCAGGUUAUUUAACCUCUGAGCCUUGAGCUUCUCAUCUGUGAAAUGGAUGGGGACUCCCCCAAGGGGGUGGUGUCAUUCUGGAUUAAGUGUCCAGGACUGUGCUGCUGUAGACGAGCUGCCAUGAAGACUCCCGCAGGUGCCUCUUGGUGGACACAUGGGCCUCUCUCUCUUGGGGCUCCGACGCCCCCCAUGGCUCCCCUGGCCUUGGUGGGGGUCGCGCUCCUCCUGGGGGCUCCCCCAUGCUCAGGGGCGGCCACCCCGACCCCCUCCCUGCCGCCUCCCCCGGCCAAUGACAGCGACCCCAGCCCCGGGGGCUGCCAGGGCUCCAACCGCUGCCAGCCGGGGGUGCUGCUGCCCGUGUGGGAGCCAGACGACCCCUCGCUGGGCGACAAGGCGGCGCGGGCGGUGGUCUACUUCGUGGCCAUGGUCUACAUGUUCCUGGGCGUGUCCAUCAUCGCUGACCGCUUCAUGGCGUCCAUCGAGGUCAUCACAUCCAAGGAGAAGGAGAUCACCAUCACCAAGGCCAACGGGGAGACCAGCGUGGGCACCGUGCGCAUCUGGAAUGAGACGGUGUCCAACCUGACGCUCAUGGCCCUGGGCUCCUCGGCGCCCGAGAUCCUGCUGUCCGUCAUCGAGGUCUGUGGCCACAACUUCCAGGCCGGCGAGCUGGGCCCUGGCACCAUCGUGGGCAGCGCAGCCUUCAACAUGUUCGUGGUCAUCGCCGUGUGCGUCUACGUCAUCCCGGCCGGGGAGAGCCGCAGGAUCAAGCACCUGCGGGUCUUCUUCGUCACCGCCUCCUGGAGCAUCUUCGCCUACGUCUGGCUCUACCUCAUCCUCGCCGUCUUUUCCCCGGGUGUGGUCCAGGUGUGGGAGGCACUGCUGACCCUGAUCUUCUUCCCGGUGUGUGUGGUGUUCGCCUGGAUGGCCGACAAGCGGCUGCUGUUCUACAAGUACGUUUACAAGCGCUACCGCACCGACCCGCGCAGCGGCAUCAUCAUUGGCGCUGAGGGCGACCCACCCAAGAGCAUCGAGCUGGACGGCACGUUUGUGGGCAGCGAGGCACCAGGCGAGCUGGGCGGCCUGGGCCCGGGCCCUGCCGAGGCACGCGAGCUGGACGCCAGCCGCCGCGAGGUCAUCCAGAUCCUCAAGGAUCUCAAGCAGAAGCACCCGGACAAGGACCUGGAGCAGCUGGUGGGCAUCGCCAACUACUACGCGCUACUGCACCAGCAGAAGAGCCGCGCCUUCUACCGCAUCCAGGCCACGCGGCUGAUGACCGGCGCGGGCAACGUGCUACGGCGACACGCAGCCGACGCCUCGCGCAGAGCCACCCCCGCUGAUGGCCCUGGAGAGGAUGAGGACGACGGCGCCAGCCGCAUCUUCUUCGAGCCCAGCCUGUACCACUGCCUGGAGAACUGCGGCUCCGUGCUGCUGUCGGUCACCUGCCAGGGCGGCGAGGGCAACAGCACCUUCUACGUGGACUACCGCACGGAGGACGGCUCGGCCAAGGCGGGCUCCGACUACGAGUACAGCGAGGGCACGCUGGUGUUCAAGCCAGGCGAGACGCAGAAGGAGCUGCGCAUCGGCAUCAUCGACGACGACAUCUUCGAGGAGGACGAACACUUCUUCGUGCGACUGCUGAACCUGCGCGUGGGCGACGCGCAGGGCAUGUUCGAGCCUGACGGUGGGGGGCGGCCCAAGGGGCGACUAGUGUCGCCGUUGCUGGCCACCGUCACCAUCCUGGACGACGACCACGCGGGCAUCUUCUCCUUCCAGGACCGCCUGCUGCACGUGAGCGAGUGCAUGGGCACCGUGGACGUGCGCGUCGUGCGCAGCUCUGGCGCGCGUGGCACUGUGCGCCUCCCCUACCGCACGGUGGACGGCACGGCGCGUGGCGGCGGCGUGCACUAUGAGGACGCCUGCGGCGAACUUGAGUUCGGCGACGAUGAGACCAUGAAGACCCUGCAGGUGAAGAUCGUGGACGACGAAGAGUACGAGAAGAAGGACAACUUCUUCAUCGAGCUGGGCCAGCCCCAGUGGCUUAAGCGAGGGAUUUCAGCUCUGCUACUCAACCAAGGGGAUGGGGACAGGAAGCUGACAGCCGAGGAGGAGGAGGCCCGGAGGAUAGCAGAGAUGGGCAAGCCAGUGCUGGGGGAGAACUGCCGGCUGGAGGUCAUCAUCGAGGAGUCCUACGACUUCAAGAACACAGUGGAUAAACUCAUCAAGAAGACAAACCUGGCCUUGGUGAUUGGGACCCACUCCUGGAGGGAGCAGUUUUUGGAGGCGGUCACAGUGAGCGCAGGGGACGAGGAGGAGGAGGAGGACGGGUCCCGGGAGGAGCGGCUGCCGUCCUGCUUCGACUACGUCAUGCACUUCCUGACGGUGUUCUGGAAGGUGCUCUUCGCCUGCGUGCCCCCCACCGAGUACUGCCACGGCUGGGCCUGCUUUGGCGUCUGCAUCCUGGUCAUCGGCCUGCUCACCGCGCUCAUCGGCGACCUGGCCUCACACUUUGGCUGCACUGUGGGCCUCAAGGACUCUGUCAACGCCGUGGUCUUCGUGGCCCUGGGCACCUCCAUCCCUGACACCUUCGCCAGCAAGGUGGCGGCGCUGCAGGACCAGUGUGCGGACGCGUCCAUCGGCAACGUGACGGGCUCCAACGCCGUGAACGUCUUCCUGGGCCUGGGCGUGGCCUGGUCGGUGGCCGCCGUGUACUGGGCGGUGCAGGGCCGCCCCUUCGAGGUGCGCACGGGCACGCUGGCCUUCUCCGUCACGCUCUUCACCGUUUUCGCCUUCGUGGGCAUCGCCGUGCUGCUCUACCGGCGCCGGCCGCACAUCGGCGGCGAGCUGGGCGGCCCGCGCGGACCCAAGCUCGCCACCACCGCGCUCUUCCUGGGCCUCUGGUUCCUCUACAUCCUCUUCGCCAGCCUCGAGGCUUACUGCCACAUCCGGGGUUUCUAGGGCCCUGCCUCCGCGGGACUCGGCUGCACCUGCUCUCGGACCCUCGGUCUCGUUCUCCAGACUCAGCCUGGAACGCUGGGACUCAGCUCCUUCCUCCGCAAAGACAGGGCCGCCGCCUCCUGGGGUUCAGCUUCCCUAUUCCUGGGAUCCCAUUGCCCCCUGUCCUUUGUCCCCAGUGACUCAGGCCCCCCACCCCCCGAGUUCCCCUGCCUUCUCUGAGGAAAACCUCUGUGGUUACCCUAACUCCAGCCCACCCUGGUUACUUACAUCCCCGGGGAAAUGUCCACCUCCAGGCCCCUCCCAUAGAACCACCCCAGUGACCAUUCCUCCAGAGAGCCCAGCGUCUCUUUCUCCCAGACGCCCAGCCUAACUGUCCCAUAGUCUCCCUUCCCCCGACGACACCCCCCUUCCGUGCCCAGAACUUGCCCUUCCCGGGAAGCCUUGGCGGUGCGGGUCCAUCCCAGGAAGCCAGAGCGCAGCCCUUCCCCAGCAGGGAGCCCAGUCGGCCCAGGGGGCAGGUGGGUGGGUGUGCUAGGACUUCUCCCCGGGGCUGCGGGAGGACACUGACCCCGAGCCGGGGAGGGAGGGAGAAGCCUGGUUUCCUCCCAAGGCUCCGGCUGGAGGCGGCACGUCUCGAACCC